UUUAUAUCAGUAUUGCAGUUAAACUAUUUUUGUUUAAGUGGUUCAGUUUUUGUAUAUAAAGCUGAUCCACUGAUGCACCUUACUGUAUACUACAAAUCGUAAACAUGAAGACUACUUUGUUUUUGGCUGUUUUGGCUUGCGUCGGUCUUACCGUCUACGGUCAAAAGAAUGACUUUUUCUGUGACACCUGCGUGUCCUUUGCAACAGCAAUCCAGAAUUUCGUAAAAGAGGAAAUUCCAUUGGACCAAGUAGAAAAAGACGCACAAGCACUUUGUGACCUUCUACCAGGAGAUUUAAAGACUUUCUGUGAGAAAGAUUUGCUUCCAGAAGUCGAAAAGAUCUACAAUGCUGUCAGUUCCACAUCACCUCAAGAAAUAUGUCAAGAUUUGGAAUUGUGUUAGAGACAAAUUAAAGUAAUUGUUGUAAUAUGACUAAAAAGUGUAAGAUAAAUUUUUAAACUUG
Molecule: messenger RNA, 462 nt
Organism: Diabrotica balteata
Lineage: Eukaryota; Metazoa; Arthropoda; Insecta; Coleoptera; Chrysomelidae
Source: the annotation of a GenBank genome assembly